AACAUUGCUUGCCUCUUUCUCUGGCUCUCCCUUUCCUCCUUUUUUAGAGCUUCCCCUCCCACACUCAAUUCCAGGGAAGCACAACCAAGCUUCUCUGUUAGAACAAAAAAAAAUAAGAAAAAUUGGCGUCAUAAGGGCCAAAGGUGGGAAAGUUGAAGUUUUUUGUUGAGGUGAAAGUGAAAUGGUUGGCAAGGAUAGUCUGAGGGCUGAGGACUUGAACUUGUGCUUUGAGAAACUUAUGAUGGUGGCUGGGAGUGGGAACGGUGAGAAAGGGGUGAACUCGAAGGUUGGGGUGAUCACCGAGUGGAAGGACAUUCCUGUGGAGCUUUUGAUGCAGAUUCUGUCCCUUGUGGAUGAUCAGACGGUGAUCACAGCUUCUGGAGUUUGUCGUGGAUGGAGAGAUGCUAUUUACUUUGGACUUGCUCGUUUAUCACUCUCAUGGUGUAGCAAGAGCAUGAAUAACUUGGUCCUAUCUCUUGUUCCGAAAUUCGUAAAACUGCAAACUCUAAUCCUCCGUCAAGACAAGCCUCAACUAGAGGAUAAUGCUGUCGAGACUAUUGCAAAAUGCUGUCAUGAACUGCAGAUUCUGGAUCUCAGCAAAAGUUUCAAGCUAACUGAUCAUUCACUCUAUGAACUUGCCCUUGGUUGUCGUGAUCUUACAAAACUCAACAUCAGUGGUUGUUCAGCAUUUAGUGACAAUGCUCUGGCUUACCUUGCCAGUUUCUGCAGAAAACUGAAAGUUCUAAAUCUUUGUGGGUGUGUUAGAGCUGCAUCUGAUACUGCAUUACAGGCUAUUGGACAAUACUGCAAUCAGCUACAAUCUUUGAACCUUGGAUGGUGCGAUAAUGUUGGCGAUGUUGGAGUAACUACUUUAGCAUACGGGUGUCCUGAUCUUAGGAUAGUUGAUUUGUGUGGCUGUGUCCGUAUAACAGAUGAUAGUGUGAUUGCUUUGGCAACUAGAUGCCCCCAUCUGAGGUCCCUAGGACUGUACUACUGCAAGAACAUCACAGAUAGGGCAAUGUAUUCCUUGGCACACAGCAAGGUGAACAACAGGAUGUGGGGAUCUGUGAAAGGAGGAAAUGAUGAAGAUGGGUUAAGGACUUUGAACAUUAGCCAAUGCACUGCACUCACCCCAUCUGCUGUUCAAGCUGUUUGUGACUCAUUCCCUUCCCUUCACACAUGCUCAGGGAGGCACUCACUCAUCAUGAGUGGCUGCCUCAACUUGACUUCAGUGCAUUGUGCCUGUGCUGUCCAUGCACACCGUGCAUUCACCACUUUCCCUCAUCCUGCUCAUUAAGAAGCUCAUGCUUUGAUGUUGAACACACUUCGAGGAUGUGCCCUUUCAAGGGCUCAGAGAAGUGAAAAAGUGAAAUCCCUCCCUGGUAGAUAUAUGCCUGCAAAUAGAGAGACUUGAAUCUAGUUGAAGAAAAGAUGUACAUAUAUGUACAUCUUUUCUUCAACUUUGUGUCUUAAACUCGGUUUGUUUUAAUCCCCGAAUUGUGAAAGCUCGAGACAUUUUGGAUGCUAAAACUGGCUUGUACCUAGUAAGCUAUUUGAGUUUAUGGAAAGACAUGGACUUCUAAAUUUGUAUGGUUUUAUGGGAAGUUUAUAUGCACAUUUUGGUAUUUUGUGU
Glycine soja is the source of this 1633-nucleotide messenger RNA. Its product is annotated as F-box protein SKP2B-like. Gene Ontology annotation, molecular function: protein binding. The record is from RefSeq and is a predicted model, not a curated record. Gene Ontology annotation, biological process: SCF-dependent proteasomal ubiquitin-dependent protein catabolic process. Gene Ontology annotation, cellular component: SCF ubiquitin ligase complex. The coding region runs from base 182 to 1297 and encodes 371 amino acids. The transcript has 5 exons. NCBI's taxonomy places the organism in Eukaryota, Viridiplantae, Streptophyta, Magnoliopsida, Fabales, Fabaceae.